This is a messenger RNA of Neurospora tetraspora, 171 nucleotides long. RefSeq lists its product as uncharacterized. The coding region runs from base 1 to 171 and encodes 56 amino acids. The transcript has 2 exons. Lineage: Eukaryota; Fungi; Ascomycota; Sordariomycetes; Sordariales; Sordariaceae. The record is from RefSeq and is a predicted model, not a curated record.
AUGGUCAAGGUCAUGGUCAUGGACAUGGAAGUGGACGUGGGCCUGUCUGGCUGGCUGGCUGGCUGCAACAUGAGAUGGCAUUCUCGGGCGCACACUCAUGCUCACACCACUUUCUUCCUUGACAAGUUGACACUGCCAUUCAGCAACAAGCGCAAGCGCCAGGCGCGGUGA